AAAAAUGGCGGAUGUGAGUGCUGAGUCAAACUGCGGAGUCUGUUGUAAGAUAGUUAAAGAAAAUGAAAGUGCAUUAAAUUGUGAAGGUUUGUGUGCGAACUGGUAUCAUAUUAAGUGUAUCAACAUUGUAACAAUAGAAUAUCGAAAAAUAUGUGAUCUUGGUGACAAAGCAGUGUGGUAUUGUGAGGCGUGCAAGGGAAAGGUAAGAGAUAUCAUAUCUAAGCAUGCAAAGUUUGUGUCUAAAAAGGAUGAAACCAGCCGUUUGAACUCAAACAGUGACGAUCAUUUUAUUUUAAGUGAAAUUCUUGACGAGAUGAGUAAAAUGAAUAAGGAUUACUUGCAAUUGAAUAAGCAUGUUGAACGAAUUGAAUCAAGUGAGGUUAUGUGCAAACAGUUACAUGAACAUUCCCAAGUUUUACAUGUUCAAGAUGCGAAUGAAAAAAGUGAUGACGAAGUUAUUUCAAACUCCCAUGUUAACAUUUUCUCAAGUAGAAUGGAGUUGUGUGAUUUGACUAAUGAUAAUGAAGACGAUGAACAUACAAAAUGGAAACUUGUAACUAAAGGAAAAAAUAGUAAUUCUAGAAAAAACACCUUAUCUAAAUCAAUUCCAAAUGUCUUUUUAUCUUGUGACUCAGCUAAUGUACAGGGAUUGAAGAAAAAUGACAGGCCUAGUGCGAUCUCUACCAGGACGGACUCAUAUUGUGCUGCUUUAUUAAAAAAGCCCAAGACUACUAUUAUUGGCUCCAGAAAAAUUUCCCCCUCCAAACCUGGUAUUCUACCCCUCAAGACAGUGGAUAGGAGAAAAUCAGUUUUCGUCUCUAGGCUGCACCCUGAGGUGGAGGUAGGGGAGCUUGUGAAAUAUCUGACUGAAUCUGGUAUGGAUAAAUCUGAUUUUGACUGCUACAAACUGAACUCUAAAUUCAAUACCUAUUCAUCCUUCAAGAUAGUGGUUACUGAUAGGCUGCUUGAGUGUGUCAUGGCUUCAGACUUCUGGACCGAUGGAAUUUUGGUGAAAAAAUUCAUUCCAUCCAAGAAGCCUAGGGAUCAAUCAAGUGCUUUUUUAGGCCAACCAAGCCGGGCUGCCCGGGUCAAGUGACACUCAUGAAUGAUGGGAGUAAGGCUGUUGAUUCUACCAUUGAUGUUUCUUUCGAUUUGCUUUUUUAUAAUGUCCAAUGCCUUCGAAAUAAGGUGAAUGAGUUGGAAUUGAUUGUCAGCACGAGCAGGAGGUACAAAAUACUGUGUUUGUCUGAACACUGGAUGUGCCCUGAGGAGCUUAAACUUUUGAACAUCUCUAACUAUAAGUUAGCUGCUUUCUAUAGUUGAAGUGAGUACCAGUGCGGUGGUGUGGCCAUUUUCAUUGAUGUUGAUUUGCAUGCCCUAUUUGCAUGUGUUGAUGUUACCACACAUUGCAUGGAUAAGGCUCACGAAUUUGCCUGUGUUUCUUAUGAGCUUGCUAGACUGUAUAUUGUUCUGGUAUACCGCUCCCCAGCUGGGAAUUUUGAGAACUUCCUCCUCGCCCUUGAGAAACUUAUUGCUGACCUUACCAGGGUAAACCCAAGCUUUGAGGUUGUGAUCGGAGGUGACUUCAAUGUGGAUCUACUGAAGGCUGAUAACAGGGCUAAAGAUUUUAUCAAUCUCCUUCGAUCCUUGGACAUGUAUCUGGCCAACUGGCAGCCCACUAGACUCGAUGCUUGCCUGGACAAUGUGGCUUCAACCCUGAGGAUUGAUGACUGCAUUAGGUGCUCUCUCUUAAACCUUUUCCUCAGUGACCACCUGGCACUCGAAUGCACAGUUGAGGUGUCCGGUCUGGUGUCUGAGCCUGUGAGGCAUCAGCGGCAUGUUUGGGUGAGGCCCAUUACACAGUGUGGACAGCAACGUUUCCUCCAGCUCCUGGAUAACAUCAACUGGGACCUGCUGUUGGUUCACCCCUGUGCUGAGCUGAAUUUUUCUUCAUUCUUCAAAGAGUUCCUGUGCAUAUUCAAUGGCUGUUUCCCUCUAAAGAGGAUCCUCCAGGGACAAAGUAAGAGGCAUGGAGUGGCCUGGGUCACAGAUGGACUGCUUGAUAUGCGUGACCUGAUGCUUGUGGCUUAUGAGAAAUUUCGAGCUGAUAGACUUCCAUCUUCAAGGAGAAUCUACUCUGGCCUGAAAAAGUCUUACCAGCAGGCAGUUAGGAUGGCCAGAUUGCAGUUCAACUCUGCGCUUAUUGACCGGUCUCCCAAUAAGUGCAAGGCUGCCUGGAGUAUUAUCAGAGCAAGUACGGGUUCUUCAGUGCCGUCUACUAUUCCUGUUUCUGCGGAUGACCUGCAUGACACCUGGACUGACUCGAUUCAUAGGAUCCGUGGGGGGAUCCAAGCUUCCUCCUCAGUGGCGGUGGACCUGCUGGCUGCCUCAGUUCGCCCUCCGGACUCUCAGCUCCUGACCUGGCGCCCUGUGACGUGUGAGGAUGUUCUACGGAUUGUGACUAGCUUGAGCAAAUCUUCAAAGCAUUGUCCUGUAUGGCCUCACGCUUUGGGGUGGAGCCACAGAUGUUUCACGAGUGUUGCUCAUUCAGAAGAGGGCCCUGAGGAUCCUUUGUGGUGCUGAGCGUCUUGCCCAUUGUCGUCCCCUCUUUGUGAGAGAGAGAAUCCUCACAGUCUUCUCCCUCUAUGUACUUCAGACCCUCUGCAGAACACAUGCAAAUGUGGGGGAGCUUGUAACAAGGCAGAAUUUUCACUCACAUGAGACUAGAGGGAGACAGAGGCUGGAUGAGCCCUACCAAAGACUGAGCAGGACACGAUCGAGCUAUGGUCAUCUAUCUGUCAGGCUCUUCAACAAGCUGCCGGUGAUGGCUAGGAAUCUGCCUGCCGGCAAAUUUCGGAGGGUCCUGAGAGACUUAUUGCUGAAUAAUCCUUUGUACUCACUCCGUGAGUUUUUCAUGUUGGACAGCAGCUUGGUAAGCGCCUAUUUUAAUUAAUUUCUUUCCUCUGCUUGCUUUAUUUGUUUUUCUUUUGGACUAGUAGGUCGACUGGCCUACUUGCUUCUUUGUGUUCUCAUGACGUGUCCCUGGGGGUUUUUAUGCCCACCUUAUGGACUUAACAUAAAAUAACAAAUAACA
Nilaparvata lugens (brown planthopper) is the source of this 3094-nucleotide messenger RNA. RefSeq lists its product as uncharacterized. The transcript has 2 exons. The coding region runs from base 1411 to 2583 and encodes 390 amino acids. Lineage: Eukaryota; Metazoa; Arthropoda; Insecta; Hemiptera; Delphacidae. The record is from RefSeq and is a predicted model, not a curated record.